Molecule: messenger RNA, 2047 nt
Organism: Cuscuta campestris
Lineage: Eukaryota; Viridiplantae; Streptophyta; Magnoliopsida; Solanales; Convolvulaceae
Source: the annotation of a GenBank genome assembly
CGAUCAUGGGUUCUUCUUCUAGAAAUUUGUACGCAGAAAUAGGUGAAGGACAAUCAACCACACGGCCACCUCUUUUUGAUGGAACCAACUAUACAUAUUGGAAAGAACAAAUGAGAAUCUAUAUUCGUUCCACGAACUUCCAAUUAUGGUUGGUUAUCAAAAACGGGGAAGAGGUGCCAAUGAAGAAAGUUGGAGACAAGUUGAUCCCCAAGACCGAAGACGAGUUUGAUGCCGAGGACAUCAAAAAGGUCGAGAACUAUGCAAAGGAAAUAAACAUGCUUUAUUGUGCCGUAAAUCCUGAUGACUACCGCAAGAUUUCCUGCUGCUCAACCGCCAAGGAGAUGUGGGAUAAGUUAGAGGUGACGUACGAAGGAACGGACCAAAGAAAAGGCAUAGCAUUAAAAGCCUCCAAAGAACCGACAAUGAAUGACUCAAGCGACGAAGAUGAAGUCAAGCUCAUCAUGAAGAAGUUUUGCAAACUUCUAAAGAAAGAGAAGGCUGAGGAUGGCCCUGUGUGCUUUGGAUGUGGUGAAGCCGGGCACAUCAAGAACAAAUGCCCAAGAAACGGAAGAAAUGCUCGUCACUUCAAAGAGCAAAGAGCAUACAUCUCUUGGGGUGGCGACUCCGGCGAUGAGUCAAGCGAGCAAGAGGAAGACGAGGAAGCAAACCUUUGUCUCAUAGCUCAAGAAGAAGAGGAGUCCGCCAACGACGAAAACCAAGAGGGAAGCUUGUUUCCCUUGGUUGUACGAAGGAAAGGUAUUUUCCUUCGGGUUGAAGUCUUGGAGUGCGGUAUUUCCGAGCAAGUGUUGUUGAGGCUCGUGGGACUCGAGUUCUCAGGUUGUAACGGUUUGUUAAGCACCCACAAGAGCAGGGCUGCCACCUCCGGGAGAUCAAAGUCCAAAUCCCGGGUGCCUACGACAUCCUCCGAGGAACGUCUCUACUACGGCGAUGGGUCGUACCUCUGGUUCGAUUCUGAGGAGGAGCGCACCCGCUUUCUCACCUUUUUCUCUAAACGGGUUGUGGCUCCCCCACGAAUCAUCCCAGAGCGCUACCCGGAGUUGCAGGGCUACGACGACCUAGACGCGCAGCUUCAUCAACCCGGCCUUUGGCCGUUCGUCUCCCGGGCGCGAAAGGAGAUCAACCCGGCGCUGAUCCGGGCCUUCUACUCCAACCUCAGGCGUGAGGACGACGUCAUCUACAGCCUCAUCAAGUCUACGCCAAUUGAGCUCACCGUGGAGCAGCUUGGGCGCAUCGCCGGCCUCCCCUUCCAAGGCGAAGACGUCUCCCACUAUGGCGGAGAGGACUGGGUGCUCAACAACGAGGGCCUUAUCCUCAACGAGCUUGGCAUCACCGAGCUCAUCCGCCAUGCCUCGGGCUGCCCCACCAUCCACUCCGGAAACCCCGAAGGCCGUCUUGUCCUCUACAUCGUGUCCCGGAUCAUCAAACCCCGGAAGCAUGGCCACACAAUCAUGUCCGGUAACCACCACCGUUGGCCCGCUCAUGAAGGCCACGAAGCUUUGGACAAUCAGAAACCAAACCUUCACCAAGCGGUCGGACAACGCCGCGACUGCCACUGCCGCGCCACGCCACGCCGCACUGCCCCUGCCGCUGGUCCAGCCGAACCCCAGGCCCGGGCCAACCUCGCCUCCAUUGCCGACUCUCUCAACCGGCUCCACCUCAAAGUUGACGGGAUGGAGGGAUACCUUGAACGGCUCGACGUGGCUGUUCAAUGCCAAGGGUACGCCAUGAACGCGUACUUCCAAGGCAUCAACUAUGUCCCUCCACCACUCCAUGGCACAUUCCUCGGGGAAGUGUACCGUGAUGAAGACGAAGAGGAUGGCUCCUACUCCCAAUCAAGCUCCCAGGACGAGGAUAAGUUCGACGAUGCCAUUGAUGGUGAUGAGAUGGACGUCAACGACGACGAGGAAGAAACCGAAGACGAAAACUAGGACACCCCUAGAAUUUCUAUCUCUUUUCCUUUAAUUAUCUUGUUUUUUUGCUUCCGUUGUACUCCGCUAUUUCCUUUUAAUAAAUGAAAGUGUCUUUU